CGGGCGCGGGCAGGCACCAUGGGCUGCGCGGCGCUGCUGGCCGCCUUGGCGCUCCUGCUGCCGCGGCACCUGGCACGGUCAGAGGAGCCGCUCAGCAUGGCUGGCCGGAAGUGCAGCACCAUCUACAAGGGCUUCGCCGACUGCCUGAUCAGCCUCGGGGACAGCAUGGCUCAGAGCGUUCAAGAACAGCGAGAUGAGAGCAGCCAAGAACUGCAGGAGUUGGAGACCAUUUGCAAGUCCUGGGAUGACUUCCACACCUGCGCCAGCCAGGUCUUGUCCCGAUGCCCCGAUGAGGCGGCAGCCAUCUGGGAGUCGCUUCGACAAGAGUCCCGGAAGUUCCAGUUCCAAGGAAACCUCCAUGACCUGUGCAGUUCGCGGGCCCAGCCGGCUGGCAACGGAAGAGCUUUGGCUAUGGAUGAAACCAACAAGGAAACCUUGCGAGGCUCGGCCUGGCUUCCGCGGCCCAGCCUCUGGGGCGGCCUGACUCUCGUGGCCCUGUUUGCUUUGGCGCCUUUUGCCUAG
Messenger RNA from Euleptes europaea (tarantolino), 522 nucleotides. RefSeq names its product neuritin 1 like (gene NRN1L). Lineage: Eukaryota; Metazoa; Chordata; Lepidosauria; Squamata; Sphaerodactylidae. Gene Ontology annotation, biological process: nervous system development; neuron projection extension. The record is from RefSeq and is a predicted model, not a curated record. Gene Ontology annotation, cellular component: plasma membrane. The transcript is spliced from 3 exons. Bases 19 to 522 code for a protein of 167 amino acids.